This is a messenger RNA of Colletotrichum graminicola M1.001, 1629 nucleotides long. RefSeq names its product FAD binding domain-containing protein. The transcript has 2 exons. Bases 1 to 1629 code for a protein of 542 amino acids. The record is from RefSeq and is a predicted model, not a curated record. Lineage: Eukaryota; Fungi; Ascomycota; Sordariomycetes; Glomerellales; Glomerellaceae.
AUGACGGAACAGUUCAUCCACGACGUAAUCAUCAUCGGCGCCGGCCCUUGUGGCCUGGCCGUGGCUUCCCGACUGUGCGAGCACUCGCCCUCGGCCCUCUUCACAGACGAGGAGCACCAGCGAUACCACUGGAUCCGCAAGUACGGCCGUCGCAUGACGUUGAAGAACAGAAAGAAUGGCAGCAUUAUCGAGAAGAGAACGCCCAGCCAGGGCCAACGCUACUCGACGCUGGUGUUGGACGCCACCGGAGACGAGUGGUUGAACCGCUGGAACCGUCUCUUCAAGACUUUCGACAUCACUCACCUCCGAAGUCCCAUGUUCUUCCACGUGGACCCCAGCGAUCGCGACGCCUUGCUGGCUAGAGCCUACGAGCGGAAACAGGAGCAUGAGCUCCAAGAGCUGAGGGCCUGCGUUGGCAAGGAAAUCAGUAAACACCUGCGCAAGGCGAGACUCAAGUCGCGGAACCCAAAACAGCAUGUCGUCGUAGAAGUAGACGAGCGGGACCGGAAAGACUACUUCACACCACCAACGACACUCUUUGCGAACCACUGCGAAUGCAUAGUCGACAGAUACGGCCUUCGGGAAGGCCUCAUCCAGAACGAGAAGGUCGAGGACAUCGAGUACCGCGUCAUCAAAGAUGUAUUGCCCGACUCAAAGCUAUUUGCGGUCCACUCGAACAAAACCACCCACUACGCGCGGGCCGUCGUGCUCGCCGUGGGCCCGGCCAACGCGCCCACGAUCCCUCCCGUCCUGGGCCUCGCCAGCGAGCCCGGCGGCACGCCCCCCCCACAGGUCUGCCACAGCAUGCAGAUCCAGAAGUUCCCGGACCCGGUCGUCCAGGCCAAGAUCGCCGCGCGCAAGACGACCAACGUGCUUGUCGUCGGCGGCGGCCUCACCUCGGCGCAGCUCUCGGACCUCGCCCUCCGCCGCGGCGUGACCAAGGUGUGGCACCUCAUGCGCGGCCCUUGCCGGGUGAAGCCAUUCGACAUCGACCUCGCGUGGAUGGGCAAGUUCCGCAACGUCGAGCAGGCCUACUUCUGGUCGGCCGACUCGGACGAGGAGCGCCUCCGGCAGAUCCAGAGCGCCCGCGGCGGCGGCAGCAUCACACCGCCGUACCAGAAGCGGCUGAAGCAGCACGUCGCGCGCGGCGCGCUGGAGCUGCGGACGAACACGAGGCUCGCCGAGGCGCGCUACGACGGGGAGAGGAGGGUCUGGGACGUCAAGACGGAGCCGGCCGGGGAGCCGAUGCCGGGGAUGGACUACAUCUACUUCGCGACGGGCGUGCAGACCGACUACGCGAAGCUGCCGUACCUGCAGACGAUCCUGAGGGACUACCCCCUCCACGGGCACGGCGGGAUGCCGUGCAUCAACGACGACCUGAUGUGGUCGCAGGACGUGCCGCUCUUCGUCACGGGGCGCAUGGCGGCUCUCAGGCUGGGUCCCGGGGCGCCCAACCUGGCGGGGGCGAGGGCGGGUGCCGAGAGGAUCGCGUGGGCCAUCGAGGAUCUGCUGCCGGACAGGACCGGCGACUCGUUUGGAGAUCAUCGCAUGGAUGAGGAGAUGAAGUUCGUCACGGGGAGAGGGAACCGGUUUGAUAGCUUGGUGACGGCCGGGGGCGAGGACUCAUAG